Messenger RNA from Vitis riparia (riverbank grape), 7246 nucleotides. RefSeq names its product protein furry homolog-like. Gene Ontology annotation, cellular component: cell cortex; site of polarized growth. NCBI's taxonomy places the organism in Eukaryota, Viridiplantae, Streptophyta, Magnoliopsida, Vitales, Vitaceae. The transcript is spliced from 14 exons. The coding region runs from base 1 to 6810 and encodes 2269 amino acids. The record is from RefSeq and is a predicted model, not a curated record. Gene Ontology annotation, biological process: cell morphogenesis.
AUGGGAUUUGGGGCUCGUUGGAUGGAUUGGAUGUGGUGGUGUGUUUCCACUGCUAAAUUCUCCAUCUUAAUCAACGGGGUGCCUGCCGGUUUUUUUUCAAAUUCAAAGGGGCUGCGGCAAGGAGACCCUCUCUCUCCGUAUCUCUUCGUCUUGGGUAUGGAAGUUCUUAGUACCCUUCUUAGACGGGCUGGUGAGGGGGGAUUUCUUUCCGGCUGUAGGCUUCGGGGGAGAGGAGGCGUGGAGCUGGCUGUAUCCCAUCUACUUUUUGCUGACGACACAAUCAUUUUCUGCAAAGCUGAAAGAGAGCAAGUAACCAAUCUAAGCUGGAUCUUGGCGUGGUUUGAGGCGGCUUCGGGACUCAGAAUUAAUCUUGCUAAGAGUGCCCUAAUUCCCGUGGGGCAAGUGGAUGAGUUGGAGGAGUUGGCGGCUGAACUAGGAUGCAGAUUGGGGGCUUUACCCACUCUGUUUACCUUGGCAGGGCAUAGGAAUGCCAAAGUAAGUGAAGUAUGGGACUCUAGCAUGGGUCAAGGAGGUUGGAAUCUUAGAUUGGCUAGAGAUUUCAAUGAUUGGGAUCUGGACCAGAUAGGAAAUAUGCUGAAUCUGCUGAGGGAUUUCAGGACUUCUACUGAGGAGGAUGCUGUGAGAUGGAAAGGGGAAGGCAAUGGUGUUUUUGGGGCUAAGGGGGCUUACAAAAUGCUGGUGGGGUCCUCAGCCUUUUUCCUUGUUAUGAACACAACAUUUAUUUUCUGCAGAGUUGUUAGCCAGGUUGAAUAUCCCUCAUUGGUUGAUUUGCGGGGACUUUUGCUAGACCUAGUUGCUCAACUCCUUGGUGCUUUAUCUCGGAUCAGGUUUAGUUCUGUGACUGAACGUUUUUUCAUGGAACUCAAUACUCGUCGUAUUGACACUAGUGUUGCCCGAAGUGAAACACUUAGUAUCAUUAAUGGGAUGCGCUACCUUAAGCUUGGGGUUAAGACUGAGGGUGGACUGAAUGCAUCAGCCUCAUUUGUGGCAAAAGCAAAUCCUCUCAAUCGUGCUCCACAUAAACGAAAAAGCGAACUCCACCAUGCACUAUGCAAUAUGCUCUCAAAUAUCCUAGCACCACUUGCGGAUGGUGGGAAAAGCCAGUGGCCUCCAUCAGGUGUAGAACCUGCACUUACUCUGUGGUAUGAUGCUGUUGCACGAAUAAGAGGACAACUUAUGCAUUGGAUGGACAAACAGAGCAAGCAUAUAGCUGUUGGUUACCCUUUGGUGACUCUACUUCUCUGCCUUGGGGAUCCCCAAACCUUUGACAAUAAUUUUGGCUCUCACAUGGAGCAACUCUACAAGCAUCUUAGAGACAAGAACCAUCGUUUCAUGGCAUUGGAUUGCCUUCAUCGUGUUGUAAGGUUCUAUUUGAAUGUUCGUUCACAAAAUCACCCAAAAAAUCGUGUAUGGGACUACCUAGACAGUGUGACUUCACAACUCCUUACAUUUCUGAGGAAAGGAAUGCUUACUCAGGAUGUCCAACAUGAUAAACUUGUAGAAUUCUGUGUAACCAUAGCAGAAACUAACCUAGAUUUUGCCAUGAAUCAUAUGAUAUUGGAAUUGCUGAAGCAAGAUAGUCUAAGUGAAGCUAAAGUUAUUGGUCUCCGAGCUUUGCUAGCCAUUGUUAUGUCCCCUUCAAAUCAGCAUGUUGGCCUGGAAGUUUUUCAAGUUCUUGAUAUUGGUCACUACAUUCCAAAAGUGAAGGCUGCAAUUGAUUCGAUUAUAAGAUCUUGCCAUAGAAUCUAUAGUCAGGCUCUUCUUACUUCAUCACGGACCACUAUAGAUGCUGUCACCAAGGAAAGAUCUCAAGGAUAUCUGUUCCGGUCAGUGCUGAAGUGCAUACCAUAUCUGAUUGAAGAAGUUGGACGAAGCGAUAAAAUAACUGAAAUAAUACCUCAACAUGGCAUAAGUAUUGAUCCUGGUGUGCGAGAGGAAGCAGUACAGGUGCUGAAUCGGAUUGUGAGAUACCUCCCUCAUCGUCGGUUUGCAGUUAUGAAAGGGAUGGCCAACUUUGUCUUACGGCUCCCAGAUGAGUUCCCACUUCUCAUUCAGACAUCAUUGGGACGCUUGCUAGAACUAAUGCGCUUUUGGAGAGUUUGUUUAUCAGAUGAUAAACUGGAAUAUGAGCGCCAAGAUGCAAAGCGUCACGGAACCUUCAAAAAGUCCUCCAUGCAUCAUCCAAUAGAAGCAAUCGAGUUCCGUGCUUCUGAAAUUGAUGCAGUUGGUCUUAUCUUCCUUAGUUCUGUGGACAGUCAGAUUAGGCAUACAGCACUUGAGUUAUUACGCUGUGUUCGUGCUUUAAGGAAUGAUAUAAGGGACUCACUAUAUGAGCGAUUUGAUAACAAUUUGAAAAAUGAUGCUGAACCAAUCUUUAUAAUUGAUGUCCUUGAAGAAAAUGGGGAUGAUAUUGUUCAGAGUUGCUAUUGGGAUUCUGGGCGUCCAUUUGAUCUGAGACGGGAAUCUGAUGCUAUCCCUCCUGAUGCAACAUUUCAAUCUAUUCUAUUUGAGAGUCCUGAUAAAAACAGAUGGGCACGGUGUCUUAGUGAGCUUGUCAGAUAUGCUGCUGAGCUUUGCCCAAGCUCUGUUCAGGAAGCAAAGUUGGAGGUUAUACAGCGUCUUGCUCAUAUUACGCCUGCUGAGUUGGGCGGAAAGGCUCAUCAGUCACAGGAUACAGACAACAAACUUGAUCAGUGGCUCAUGUAUGCAAUGUUUGCAUGCUCGUGCCCAUUUGAUAGUAGAGAAGCUAGCAGCUUGGGUGCAGCUAAAGAUCUUUACCAUCUUAUUUUUCCCUCACUAAAAUCUGGAUCUGAGGCACACAUACAUGCUGCCACCAUGGCUCUUGGCCACUCACAUCUAGAAGUAUGUGAAAUUAUGUUUGGCGAGCUUGCAUCUUUCAUUGAUGAGGUUUCUAUGGAAACAGAGGGAAAACCUAAGUGGAAGAGUCAAAAAGCUCGUCGGGAAGAACUCCGAGUCCACAUAGCAAAUAUAUACCGCACAGUUUCUGAGAAUAUCUGGCCUGGCAUGCUAGGUCGUAAACCAAUUUUCCGUCUCCAUUAUGUGAAGUUCAUUGAAGAAACAACCAGACAGAUCCUAACAGCGCCCCCUGAGAACUUUCAAGAAAUCCAACCUCUCCGUUAUGCACUGGCUUCUGUUUUAAGAUCAUUAGCCCCUGAAUUUGUUGAUUCAAAGUCAGAGAAAUUUGAUCUUAGAACCAGAAAGAGACUGUUUGAUCUUCUUCUCUCUUGGUGUGAUGACACAGGGAGUACUUGGGUCCAAGAUGGUGUCAGUGAUUAUCGUCGUGAAGUUGAAAGAUAUAAAUCCUCUCAGCAUAGUCGAUCAAAGGAUUCUGUAGACAAACUUUCAUUUGACAAAGAAGUGAGCGAGCAAGUUGAGGCAAUCCAAUGGGCCUCCAUGAAUGCUAUGUCUUCGCUAUUAUAUGGACCUUGUUUUGAUGACAAUGCAAGAAAAAUGAGUGGACGAGUGAUAUCUUGGAUCAAUAGUUUGUUUAAUGAACCUGCACCUAGGGCACCUUUUGGUUAUUCACCAGCUGAUCCAAGGACUCCAUCUUAUUCCAAAUACACAGGAGAAGGUGCACGAGGAGCAGCUGGACGUGAUAGGCAUAGAGGUGGCCAUCUUCGUGUCUCCUUAGCAAAGAUGGCAUUGAAGAAUCUGCUUCUUACGAAUUUGGACCUGUUUCCUGCUUGCAUUGAUCAGUGCUACUAUUCUGAUGCUGCGAUAGCUGAUGGCUACUUCAGUGUGCUGGCUGAAGUCUAUAUGCGCCAGGAAAUUCCAAAAUGUGAAAUUCAGAGACUCCUGAGCCUUAUCCUAUACAAGGUGGUAGACCCAAAUAGGCAAAUCCGUGAUGAUGCCCUUCAGAUGCUUGAGACACUCUCGGUCCGCGAGUGGGCUGAGGAUGGUGGUGAGGGCUCAGGAAGCUAUCGAGCUGCUGUUGUCGGUAAUCUCCCUGACUCCUAUCAACAGUUUCAAUACAAACUCUCCUGCAAACUUGCCAAGGAUCAUCCCGAGCUGAGCCAGCUUCUUUGUGAGGAAAUCAUGCAGAGGCAACUUGAUGCUGUUGAUAUAAUUGCACAGCAUCAGGUAUUAACAUGCAUGGCUCCAUGGAUCGAGAAUCUCAAUUUCUGGAAACUCAAGGACUCUGGCUGGAGUGAGAGGCUAUUAAAAAGCCUUUACUAUGUGACAUGGCGGCAUGGGGACCAAUUCCCUGAUGAAAUUGAGAAGCUUUGGAGCACGAUUGCUAGCAAGCCAAGGAACAUUAGUCCUGUUCUAGAUUUCUUGAUCACAAAAGGGAUUGAAGAUUGUGAUUCUAAUGCAUCUGCCGAAAUAAGUGGUGCAUUUGCUACAUACUUCUCGGUUGCCAAACGGGUAAGCUUAUACCUAGCACGGAUUUGUCCACAACGCACAAUUGAUCAUCUGGUUUACCAAUUGGCUCAGCGGAUGCUUGAGGAAAGUGUGGAACCACUCAGGCCUAGUGCAAACAAGGGUGACACCAGUGGAAACUUUGUGUUGGAAUUCUCUCAGGGGCCUGUAGCAGCCCAAAUUGCAUCUGUUGUGGACAGCCAACCACACAUGUCACCAUUACUUGUACGGGGAUCUCUUGAUGGUCCACUCAGAAAUGCCAGUGGGAGCUUGAGCUGGAGAACAGCAGCUGUGCAAGGGCGAAGUGUCUCGGGGCCAUUAAGUCCAAUGCCUCCUGAGAUGAACAUUGUUCCUGUAACUGCUGGGCGGUCAGGCCAACUCAUUCCCGCUCUAGUAAAUAUGUCAGGACCAUUAAUGGGUGUUCGAAGUUCAACAGGGAGCUUGAGGAGCCGCCAUGUUUCCCGGGACAGUGGGGACUAUGUUAUUGACACUCCAAACUCUGGUGAAGAUGGGUUGCAUGGUGGUGUUGGAAUGCAUGGUGUUAAUGCCAAAGAACUUCAGUCAGCCUUGCAAGGGCAUCAGCUACACUCACUCACUCAAGCAGACAUUGCAUUGAUUCUACUUGCCGAAAUUGCGUAUGAGAAUGAUGAAGAUUUCCGGGAGCACUUGCCUCUGCUCUUUCAUGUCACAUUUGUUUCAAUGGAUAGUUCGGAGGAUAUUGUAUUAGAGCACUGCCAGCACCUGCUUGUUAAUCUGUUAUACUCACUUGCUGGGCGGCAUUUGGAGUUGUAUGAGGUUGAAAACAGUGAUGGAGAGAACAAGCAGCAGGUUGUUAGCCUGAUCAAGUAUGUCCAAUCAAAACGAGGGUGCAUGAUGUGGGAGAAUGAAGAUCCCACAGUUGUAAGAACUGAUCUUCCUAGUGCAGCUCUCUUGUCUGCUCUGGUUCAGAGCAUGGUGGAUGCAAUCUUCUUCCAAGGAGAUCUGCGGGAGACUUGGGGGGCUGAGGCCCUCAAAUGGGCCAUGGAGUGCACAUCAAGACACCUUGCCUGUCGCUCACACCAGAUCUAUAGGGCAUUGAGACCUAGUGUCACAAGUGAUACUUGUGUAUCACUCCUCCGGUGCCUCCACAGGUGCUUAGGGAAUCCAGUACCGGCUGUUUUGGGGUUCAUUAUGGAAAUUCUGUUGACGUUGCAAGUGAUGGUUGAGAACAUGGAGCCAGAAAAGGUGAUACUGUACCCCCAACUUUUUUGGGGUUGCAUAGCCAUGAUGCACACAGAUUUUGUACAUGUUUACUGCCAGGUGCUUGAGCUCUUCUCCCGUGUGAUCGAUCGUUUAUCAUUUCGGGACAGAACUAUAGAAAAUGUGCUCCUCUCUAGCAUGCCCCGAGAUGAGCUCGAUACAAGUGUGAGUGAUAUUGCAGACUUCCAACGAAUUGAAUCAAGGAAUACCAUUGAGCUGCUACCAUCUGGUGGGAAGGUGCCGGUGUUUGAGGGAGUGCAGCCUCUUGUGCUCAAAGGGCUCAUGUCAACUGUUAGCCAUGGUGUCUCUAUUGAGGUUCUUUCGCGGAUCACAGUGCACUCAUGUGACUCUAUAUUUGGGGAUGCAGAAACUCGACUUCUGAUGCACAUUACAGGUCUACUUCCCUGGCUAUGCUUGCAGCUCAGCAAGGAUCCUGUUGUGGGGCCCACUUCACCACUCCAACAGCAGUACCAAAAAGCAUGCUUUGUUGCUGCCAACAUCUCACUAUGGUGUCGAGCAAAAUCAAUGGAUGAACUAGCAGCUGUGUUUAUGGCUUAUUCCCGUGGUGAGAUCAAAGGUAUUGACAACCUUCUUGCGUGUGUCUCUCCACUAUUAUGCAAUGAAUGGUUCCCAAAGCACUCAGCUCUAGCCUUUGGGCACCUUCUGCGGCUUUUAGAGAAAGGACCAGUUGAGUAUCAGCGUGUGAUACUGCUCAUGCUCAAGGCAUUGCUCCAACAUACUCCCAUGGAUGCCGCUCAGAGCCCACACAUGUAUGCAAUUGUGUCCCAGUUAGUAGAGAGCACUUUGUGUUGGGAGGCACUGAGUGUGUUGGAAGCCCUUCUGCAAAGCUGCAGCUCAUUGACAGGAUCCCAACACGAGCCUGGGUCAAUUGAGAAUGGGCUUGGGGGGGCAGAUGAGAAGAUGCUUGCUCCUCAGACCUCUUUUAAGGCUCGGAGUGGGCCACUACAGUAUGCGAUGGGAUCAGGGUUUGGGGCAGGUUCGUCAGUAACUGCACAAGGGAGUGCAACUGAAUCAGGUAUGUCACCUAGAGAGUUGGCUUUGCAGAACACGCGCCUGAUCCUUGGGCGAGUGCUUGAUAACUGUGCACUCGGGAGGAGGAGAGAUUACAGAAGGCUGGUGCCUUUCGUGACCUGUAUAGGCAACCCAUAGCCUUGAUAAUCUGAUUUCUUACACAUGUAUCUUGAUGGAUUCUACAGAGGACGGCUUAGAGAGCUGCUUUGUAAAUAGUUAUCACAGAAUAGUGGUGGUUUUAGCAACUUAACCGUGUACUAUGUAUUGUUUGGAGCCUUUCCCCAAAAGUCAAGGCCUUGUAACAUUAUUCCCUUCGAGCUAACUAAUUGGGUUGCUGCUGCUCUCAGUGUGACUCACUGGUAUUGACGGCAAUGUAUUUUGAACUUGUAAGUUAAAUGCAAUUGACCAAAGCUGCAGAUGGAGCGAUAUAACGACUUGCAAAUCUGUUUGGUGCACCUACUGUCUUUCAUAAACAUGUUGCUUGCUUUUGAUUCAAUCCCACAAUUCCUCCCUGUCAAUCAGUGACGGUGGGUGAAACCAAACAAUUAUGCUGAUACCUUUGGUUUAUGACGUA